Messenger RNA from Pelmatolapia mariae (spotted tilapia), 849 nucleotides. Its product is annotated as E3 ubiquitin-protein ligase NEURL3-like. Gene Ontology annotation, biological process: negative regulation of Notch signaling pathway. Gene Ontology annotation, cellular component: postsynaptic density; plasma membrane. Gene Ontology annotation, molecular function: ubiquitin protein ligase activity. The transcript has 4 exons. The record is from RefSeq and is a predicted model, not a curated record. Bases 1 to 849 code for a protein of 282 amino acids. Lineage: Eukaryota; Metazoa; Chordata; Actinopteri; Cichliformes; Cichlidae.
AUGGCAAAGUACUUUGGUAAGUCAGAGGUGUCACACAAAUGCAGUCCUCUGACCUUCGACAGUCAGGCUGUGGGAGAAAAGAUACGUCUGAGUCAUGGAGGUCGACUCGCAGAGAAGACUGAUAACACCUUCAAGAAUGGGCUGGUGUUCAGCAGCCGUCCAGUGAAGGUCCAGGAGAAGAUUCGUCUGAGAGUAGAGAGGGAUUCAUCCAUCUGGGACGGGGCUCUGCGUGUGGGCUUUACCACUGUGCCACCCUCAGCCAGAUCUCUGCCUCUGCCCUGCAUGUCCAUCCCCAACCUCACUGACAACCCCGGACACUGGGCUGUUCCAUUGGAUGAAUCUGUCUGCCAAGCAGGUUCAGAGCUGGAGUUUUGGGUUUCUUCUCAUGGCAGCAUAUACAUAGGUGUCAACAACGAGGAGUACGAGCGACUAACAGGAGUGGACACUAAACGGCCACUGUGGGCCAUGAUAGACAUCUACGGACAGACGCGCUCCAUUUUGCUCCUGGACUCCAAGAAAAACAAAAAGCUGCUUUACCGUAGAAGAUCCUGUCCUGCACCUGAACCACUCACCUCACCUGAUCCUGACAGUCACUUUCGUUCAGUUCUUGAUGUUUCAGAUUUUAGACGUGAUGACUGCAUCUCCUGUCUUGACACAGAAAUGGCAGAAGAUAACGUCUGUGUGGUGUGCAUGGUGAAAGAGGCCAGAAUCACACUGCCUUGUGGCCACCGAUGUUUAUGUAAUGACUGCAACUUCAGAGUCUGUGAGCAGUUUGGCACCUGCCCGCUGUGUCGAAACACGAUCAGCGCUCCAUCAGUGGGGGAGAGGUGGUUUAUAGAGGUCAGCUGA